Molecule: messenger RNA, 12593 nt
Organism: Acanthaster planci (crown-of-thorns starfish)
Lineage: Eukaryota; Metazoa; Echinodermata; Asteroidea; Valvatida; Acanthasteridae
Product: protein furry homolog-like
Biological process (GO): cell morphogenesis; neuron projection development
Cellular component (GO): cell cortex; site of polarized growth
Source: RefSeq, a predicted model, not a curated record
UUCUGAAACAACGUUGGCGUUGGACACUUGGAGAUCCAUGAUCUGCCCAAAAAGUUAUAAAUAAGGAAACAGGUUGUCACUGCCGAAUACAUAUAGAUUUGUGUGUCACUGGUGAAAAAAAUGUGCCAACGUUAUAAGCCAAAGAAAAGCAGACUGUGUUAGAUUUUGUGGCAACCUUCGUCUGGGUUGCCUGGAAAACAGCAAGCAUCUUUUAUCGCUGGAUGAACGUCUCUGCCUCGAGAUGUCGGAGUCGGGAUCCAGUCGUAAAAAAUCCAAGACCAUGACCACGUCAGUGUCGCAGAGUGAGAACUUAGGCGGUUCCACGCUUAGCCUGGCCACGAGCACCUCCUCGGACACCUUGUCUCUGCCGUGGAUCAGAGUCAAUGAGCCAGGCUUGGAGCGGGACCCCAGCACCACCUCCACCAUCAUGCUGGACACCAACGUCAAGCCAGGCCAGUAUGUACUGCAGAGCCUGUUUGCCGAGUUCACCAUUCAGGCUGAGAGGAAGAUAGAGAAGAUCAUGUCAGAACCACUUGACAGCCCCUUGGCCAAAUCCCUACAGCGUGGAGAGGACCCACAGUUUGAUCAGCUCCUGAGUUCCCUAAGUGCAGUCUCGGAGCAUUGUCUUCCGUCUCUUCUCAAAACCCUCUUUGAUUGGUACGAGCUUCAGAAUGAGGAUGAAGGAUCCAGAAGACAAAAGGGUGGAUCAGGGAAAUCUAAGGGGGAAAAGGACUACGUGUCAGAAAGAAGAGAUCUGGCGGUGGACUUCCUCUACUGUCUAGUGUUGAUUGAGGUAUUGAAGCAGUUACCUCUACAUCCUGUCCCGGAGAAGCAACUCAAUCACAUUGAGACCCUGGCCUUCAAGCACUUCAAACACAGAGACAGCCUUCAGUCAGGCCCCAACACAGAGAACUUCCACAUCAUCGCUGACCUGUACGCAGAGGUCCUGGGUGUGCUGGCCCAGACCAGGUUCAUGUCAGUCCGUAAGCGCUUCCUGAUUGAGCUGAAAGAGCUUCGCUCAGAACCGCAGAAUGUCCAGACGGCACAGGCAAUCAUCAGCCUCAUCAUGGGGAUGAAGUUCUACCGUGUCAAGAUGUUCCCUGUGGAGGACUUUGAGGCCUCCUUCCAGUUGCUCCACGAGUGUGCCAACUACUACCUGGAGGUUAAAGAUAAAGACAUCAAGCACGCCCUGGCAGGCCUGCUGGUGGAAAUACUGGUACCCGUCGCAUCGUGCGUCAUGAACGAGGUCAACAUUCCCGUCCUCAAGAACUUUGUGGACAAACUGUACCAGACCACGUUGGACCAGUGCAACAAGAAGAAGCAUGCCCUGGCUGCCUUUCCUCUCCUGACCUGCUUGCUGUGCGUCAGCCAGAAACAGUUUUUCCUCUCCAACUGGUGCAAUAUGCUCAACCUCUGUCUCUCGCCGCUCAACAAGCACCGGGACCCUAAGAUGUCUCGCGUGGCCCUGGAGUCUCUCUACCGUCUCCUCUGGGUCUACGUUAUCCGCAUCAAGUGCGAGAGCAACACCACCACCCAGAUCCGCCUCCAGAGCAUCGUCAACUGUCUCUUCCCCAAGGGCUCACGCAACGUGGUCCCCCGCGACACCCCGCUCAACAUCUUCGUCAAGAUCCUCCAGUUUAUCGCCCAGGAGAAGCUGGAGUUUGCCAUGCGGGAUGUGAUCUUUGACCUGCUGGGGGUCAACAGUAAACAGCGGGUCCUGUGCCCAGAGCGAAUGAAUAUUGGUCUGCGGGCCUUUCUAGUCAUUGCCGACGACCUCCAACAGAAGGACGGUGUGCCGCCAAUGCCGACCACAACCCGCAUCAUGCCUUCCGGGAACACCCUGCGAGUCCGCAAGACGUUUCUGAACAAACAGCUGACGGAGGACGCAGCCAAGAGCAUUGGCGUUCUCCCGUACUAUCCCAGCAUCCGCAAAGCAGUGGAUGCCAUCAUAAGGACACUGGACGCAGCGGUCGGACGAGCUCUACUGAUGACCAACGCCCAGUGUUUGAACAAAGAACUAGAUGAUCUUAUGACGAGUGAGCGACGUCCCAAGAUUGAGCUGUUCCGUACCUGCGUUGCAGCCAUCCCUCGUAUCAUCCCAGAUGGCAUGAGUAGGAAGGACAUACUAGAGCUCCUGACAAGACUGACGGUACACAGGGACGAUGAACUCAGAGGCCUGGCUUUCACCUCGCUCCAGAACAUGGUCCUAGAUCUCCCAGAGUGGCGCGAUGACUUACUGAACUGCUUCAUCCACUUCAUCCUGCGGGACAUCACCGACACUUUCCCUCUGAUCUUGGAGAGCGCCCUCAAGAUGCUGUUGCAGCUGCUGUCGCAGUGGCGCACAGCAGUCCAGAGCAAAGAAGACAAGGGGCAAGCCAAGUCACCCUACGAGCGUAACCCCCAUGCUAGCAUCCUGAACACAGCUGAGGGCUUUGCCCUGGUCUUCCUGUGCAGCUGUCGACCCCUGGUCCGUCGUCUGAGCUUCUUCCUCCUCAAGGAAGUCCGUGCACUCUUCGGAACUCUGGGAUACUCAAGGAUUGAUGACGAUGCAGUCAUUGAUGUGAUCGACAAGGCCUGUCCCAGUGUGGUGGAAGGCUUUCUUAAUAGGCUCCCUCCCGCGGAAAAGGCCACCAUCACAGCCAUGUCCAACAUUGACCUGCACUGGGUGGUGGAGCGGUCCAUCAACCAGUGGUCGGGCAGCACCUACGAGUCCACGCCCAGCGACUCCAUGAGCAAAUCGCUGUCCAGCCGCGGCAUGGGCGGCUUCAACCCCUGGAUCACCUGCCUGGCCCGGUUCUUUGAUAGCAGCUGCCUGCCUCACUUCUGCCCAGCAGCCGUCAGCCAGGCCUGGCCUGUGGUUCACACCAGGCUGACGCAGCUCUACACCCACAUAGACCCCAAUGCUCCGUCUGAGGGGCGUACCUCCAUCCGCUCCAAGAAAACCUUGAACCCCAUGGAGGAGAACAUCUCCCUCUGGCGCAACUACCUGGUCUUUGCCUGCAGCUGUGCCCCACCCAGCACAGGGUACCAGACCCCAAGACGUUGCAUGUCACCCGACCCCACCAGUGGAUCUUCAGGUGAAAUGUCACACGUGGACAGGUCGGAGAUCAAAGGGUACAUUCUCUCAACGGCUGUCUCAGCUGGUACCCUGUUCAAGAUGCUGGUUCCCCUGAUCAAGUGUGAUAACACGGACACGAGGGAGGCUGUAGUGAAUGGUCUGGGAUGGACCUCUCCCGUAGCCUUAAAGGAUCUGCUGGACGAACUUCAAAUCUUCAUCAAAGAUGCGGUGGAACGAAAAACAGAAAACAUGCGAAGGAAAAGAAGACGAGAUUUCUUGAGAGUCCAUCUCAUCCGUGUCUUUGAGCUUCUGGCCGAACAUGGUGUUUUCAAAGAAAGUUUCAGUGGCAGUUUAAACAAGGACGGUCAGACUCUACACAAUGCCUCUGUCCUGGCGGAUUACAUCGAGAACAUGCGACUGGUCUUGGAGAGCGAAGGCGACAAGGAUUCUCCCACGCUACAUGAGAUCAGACUGCACUACAGCGGUCUGGUGGCCAGGCUUAUCAAGAGCUUAGCGGCUGAGAACCGUUUCAACGUUUUGGCGAGGGACGUACGCUACAGCAUCUUCUUUCUCUGUGGCUCAAUGUGUCGUAAACUGGGCGUGACGUACGGCGCCGUGGACAGGAGUCCUACAUACAAGGACGAACCAAUCACAGACCUGGAAAUGGAGGCCUUGCAGGCUAUGUGCGGUCUGCUCGUCUGUGGGGAAGUCUUUGACGCCAACGCUUUAUCCCAAGAGGGAUAUCUCUACACCUGGCUGGAUAAUCUCCUCAACUGUAACGACGAACGGGUGGUGCAACUGGGCAAGGAGACGGUGCUUCUGCUGCUGCAGAACAAUCCCCAGCAGCCUAUGGUGCUAAGGUGGGCCAUUUACAGGUGCUACACAGGACCGCCAGCAGUGGCUAAUGGUUACUUCCAAGGCAUGGCGUCUGUGCUCAAUAACGACAGAGAAGGCAACAGCAAUCACAGCAGUGACUACCCAUGUGAGGUCAUCCCUACCCUGUGCGUGGUGCUGCUCAAGACGGCAGACCCUUACAGCAGGGUGCGGUCCACCGCCUUGCAGCUCCUGCAGGUGCUGGACCGGCGGUUCUUUGGCUUGGGCGGGGUCAAGAGCAAGCUGAAGCCAACCUACGGCAAGUCUCACAGGGCGUUGUCCCACGAGCUGGCACGGCUGCAUCCCGAGCUCACCCUGGCCGUCUUCUCUGAAAUCACGGAGCGUUUUGAGUCGGCACCGCUCACUCACCGCCAGGCCAUGCUGGAGAUCCUGCUACCCUGGCUCUACAAUGUGGAGUUGGUCGGAGAGACCAGCCGAGACGGGACGGUUCCAGGCAAGCAUGAGAGAGACACAGAUCCUGAAGACCAAGACCACGGCAGUCCGCUCAAGACCUGCGGCUGGGGGUCCAAGCAAGCCUCCGACAUCGUCUUGAAUAAUCUCUUCUUUAUCACCUCGGAGUACGGUGAUGACCACUCACAAGAACUGGAGCAACUCUGGGCAGCCCUAUGCACCUGCUGGUCUGGUAACCUGCGUCACAUCCUGACCUACUUGAUGACUCUGGCCGGUAUCAUGACCAAUCCGGAUCUCCUACCAUAUGUCAAGCGUGUGAUGACCUUCAUUGCCCAAGCCAAACCCCAGAAGCUGAUGGACGAUCUCAUGAAGGAAAUGUUCUCCACUGAGCUGGUCAACUCCAGCGUGGAGCGGAUCGAGGAGGCCCCGUACUUCCAGCUCUUUAACCAGAACAAAUUCUCCUCCGCCUCCCCCGAAAUGGGGAGUACAAGCUCCCUCCCCGACAAGGUACAGAAAGUGGAGGUGGCCCGUACCACGUUGGACAAAGGGGUGUUUCAUCGGAGGAGCAGCAGCGGUGGGACGUUGGAGAGAGUGUCAACUCCCCAGAGUGGCAAGUCGCUGGCCUCUCAGGCAUCCUCACAAGACAUCUGGAAAGAGAGGGAUAAAUCGGACAGCUCCAUGCAUCACAGUAACAGCAGUCUAGCUACACUGACCAGCACCUCAACACAUAGCAGUGAUCAAUCAACGACAGGAAUCGUAGACAAAACCAGGCUGUCUCCAGCUAUCAAGGAAGAGGAGGAAGGAGAAGACGAGGCCGCGGGGGGCCAAGCCAAGUCAGGCGAGAGCCUCCAGGACCAGUUUGCCAACUGGAGGAAGCAGUUCCACGGUCUGGGCAGCGUGCUACCCCUGCCUGUGCCGGUUGAGGUCUACUGCGCCCCGCUGUCUGACUACAUCGAUGACAUAGAGGCCCCGCCGUCUGGAUCGCUCUUCAGAUGCAAUCUUGCCACAGUGCUCAUGACAGAUCUGGUCUCAGAGAACUUGGACAUUGAUUGGUCCAUUCAUCUGCCCCAGAUAUUACACGUUCUGUUUCUUGGUCUGGACCACUCCUGGCCUGUAGUCCAUGAACACUGCAAGCGCCUCUUGUUGAAUCUCCUUAUAGCGCUCUCCCCUCACAAUGACUAUGUCUAUGUGGCUCAGAUGCUGCUGUCUCAUCAGGUCAUCAGUGAUCUCCAUGCUCUGACGGAGGCCCACAUACCGGUCAAAGAGUAUAACUUCACAGGCGGCAUCAUUUGCAACACGAGCACCCACCCUGCCGACACCAUCCCCACGGACCUCCAGGAGCUGAUCGGCCUGGGGUCUACCACCACCAUCAGCGCGGGGUCUACCAUCUCUGUGUCCAGUGCUGGUAGCGCGGCCACAGUCAUCCCCUGCGGAAUGGGCGGAGCCAUCCAGAUCAACGUGGAUCAUCUGAGGGGGGAGGAAGAGACGGCGAAGGCACUCAUGGAGUUCCUAGUGACUCGGAAAUGUCGCCCUCUGUGGAGCUGCGAGGAGAUCACGCCCAAGGUCUUCUCCAUCAAGAGUGCAGAGCAGAUCGAGACGUUCCUGAGACACGUCGUGCGUGUCUUCCAAGGCAGCGUGCGGGGGGCCCACUUGGAGCAACGCUGGGCCCAGUUUGCCCUGUCCAUGGCCCUGUCGUGCCCCUCCAGGCACUACGCCGGUCGCUCCUUCCAGAUUUUCCGAUCUCUCAACAUCCCCCUGACAUCUCGAAUGCUGUCCGAGAUUCUCUCGCGACUCGUUGAGACGGUAGCAGAGCAGGGAGAGGAGACACAGGGCUACGUCACCGAGAUCCUUCUGACCCUGGAGGCCUCUAUCGACACCCUGUCAGCCGACCUGGUCUUCACGGAUCACCGGGAGCGUGGCAAGACAGGCUCCUCCCGCAAGAAUGACUUCCGCAAGUCCACCAGCAACCUGUAUAACAUCGCCAGUGGGGCAUGCGGGUUUGACAACGUCAAACGGCACUCUAUCUCCUCGGCAAAGAUGAUGGAGAACGCUGCCAACGCUGCCAAUAACGGCUCCACAGAGAUGAGAGGUUACACGGAGCACAGGUCUCGCAGCAACACGGCCAGCGAGAUAGACAAGCCCCGCUUCCACCGCUCCCGCUCCACCCAGUCCCUCAAGAUGGGCGAGACCAGCGUUGAGGACCGCCUCAACCUCCUCAGCCAGCUCUUCUGGAUCUUUGUCUCGCUGCUGGAGUCGGACUACGAGUACGAGUUCUUGAUGGCACUGCGGUCGCUCGAUAAGCUGAUGAAGCACCUGCCUCUGGACCGUCCCGAAGUCAAGAACAAGCUAGAGCAUGUGUUGUCACAGCUCCUGUGGGAGGGCUUCCCUGGUCUACAGGCCCUGCUGCUCAAGGGCUUCACGUCCAUUGUGACUAGCGACCUGACUCUCCUGCUAGUCUCCAGACUAAUUGGCUACACCCACCUACGUGUGGUGGACCCCACCCAGGCCGGGGGUUUCCCCAUGAACAUCGUAGCACUCCUGCCCUACCUGAUCCAACACUUUGACCGGCCUGACACCCUGGCCAAUGAGAUUGCCUACAACAUCGGCAGAGUGUGCCAGGAACGUUACCCCCGCAUGGCGCCCCUCUCCACAGUGCUAACCAUGUACAGAGACAGAACUUACAACAGAGACAGCAAGGCCUGGACCAGCGUUGUCUGCCGAUACAUCCACAACGCGUACUCUCCCAGUAGCAUCGCCAUGAUGACCUUCCUUAUUGAGGUUUUGGAGAAAGGUCCCAUGUGCAACCAGGCUCCUGUCCUUCUGAUUGUCUACAAUCUGAUCCACAAUAUCGACUUGAUGGCGGCUCCCAUGCAACAAGUCAACGACAACCUGCUGAGAGUCAUCGCUAAAUAUGUCCAGGGAGUACACUGGCAAGAAUCACUGAACAUCCUCAAGGUUGCUGUGUCCAAGUCAUCUUCCCUGGUCAAGCCGCCCUCCAUCCCUGAGGACGGCAUGGGCAAGAGGUCAUCCUCACUUGACCUCGAUGGGAGGAAGGAACUGCCAGGACGCACCAUGGAGUUUACCUUUGACCUCUCUAAGGUGGUCGACCCUGAUGUGUCUAACUACUUUUAUGAUCCCCCAGCCAAGACGCCGGUGAUUCGUCGAAAGUUCCCGUCAAUGCUUACCAUUACAACAUCCUUCAGCGACGAGUCGGCGACCAGCACUCAGAGCAGCGAUGACAGUAGUAUGAGCACCGAGCCAACAGAGGUGUCCCAGCUGACAGGUGGUGCGUCAAACAACGGCUCCGCGUCAGCCAAUCAGAGUGUGGUGCCGUCGGCGUGGCGUAAGCCCCAGCUGUCCAUGCGUCGGACCAGGGAGAGGCUGGUCAACGUGCUCAACGGUCUUGGCCAGAAGGUCGGGCUACCCAGAAGCCCAUCGGUGAUAUUCAGCUCCACCAGCGACAUCACCCAGGAGCGGCAGAACAGCCUGUGCUCGUCCUCAGAGUCCACAUCCCUGGUGGACGCCAUGAACCCCGACAGCAAGCAGGAGGAAGGGGGAGACAUCCCGCUGCUGAAGGUCUUUGACUUCCUGGAAGGGGAGGAAGGGGAGCAAGGGGAUGAGAAGGGUUUCAAGUUCAACUGGUACGACAGCCGCCUGUCCCUGGAGGAGAUGGACGCCACCAAUAAUCCUAAUCCAGACAUUGAGGACAUCAAGGACGAAUCCUCAGAUGAUGAGACUUCAGAUCUGCCUGGCACUGAAGAGAAUUCUGCCAGUCUUGAUGCAGCCUCCAGCGUUCGAAAUCUGUACUCAGGUGACAUGGGACCAGCGAUGGAUCCCAUGGACAAUCGAAGCAGCCCAACGCCAUCGAUCACAAGCAGUACCAGUGAUCUGGACAGCAUUGCCACCUCGCCGGUCGCCAUGACGACCACCCACUCCUCCUCCUUCCUCUACAUCCCCGUGGACGAAGUGGAGGAGGCCUGGCGGGUGCACGUGGACAAUGUCAUGCGAGACCCGAGCGGUCGCUGCGCCGUCAACACGUUCCACGUCUUCACGCAGCUCUACAAGGUCAUGCAGCAGCGAUUCUGCAACCUGACCAGGGAGGCCUGCAACUAUCUGGGGGACAAGCUACGAGAUAUAGCCCUCCAAUUCCUCAGUACCCUAGAUCUGCUGACUACUCAUGCCGAGUGCCCCUACGUCUACAUUGACACCGAAACCCUGGUGGCCUGCAGACUGCUGGAGAGACACAAGUAUUGCGUGAUUGAGCUCCACGAACACUAUGACACUUACAUAUCCAAGAGAGAUCUGACAGUUGAGUGUUUGGACUCUAUCAAGGCCUCACUGAAAAUGCAAAGUCUAGGAGCACAGGACAUGUCUGGACCAACUGGAGAUGAACAGGAAAUGACUCAUAUUAACAACCAAAUUGAGUUGUGUCGUCGCCUGUACCGUCUGUACUUCCAGUUACGCAUGCUGUUUGACAGCUAUUGUAAGCUGAUACAGACCCUAAACGCCGCUCGCCAAGCGUUGCAGGUGACAGAUUACUCCCAAGACGUGUCAGCGGCCAAGGAGGAGCUAAUCCAGGCCUCGGAGGAGCUGGAGAGCGGUCAGGCCUCCCUGUCUCCCGAGGUGGACACCUCCAGGAUGACGCCAGAGACUGCCCUGAGAACACUGGCCGAGCACCUGGGCAACAGACAGCUCCGCUUGGCCCUGAGGCUGCUACACGUCUACAGGUCCAUGUGGUCUGGUGACCUGUUUGGCUCCAGUGAGGAAGAUGACUUGGAUGUCCUGCUGGCGUUAUUCUGCAAACACCUGUCUGAGGGGAAAACAGGCGUGUUGGUUGUGACCCGAACCAACACUGACCUAGAAGAAGCCUGUCAGCGGCUGAUGGACACCAACAUGCAGCUCAUGGCCUCACUGCGCAAGGCUGAGGCUAUGGAAACCAAGGAAGUUGUGGCCUCUCCAAUUUUUGAGAUCAAGAAGGUGGCCAUUGCUGAGGUGCAGGACCCGAAGCCUGCCCAGGAGGAAGAGAAGGGCUCCAACGAAGUCCCAGAGAUCAAGAAAGAUGACUCGGACGAGAAGGCAGUGCAAUCAGACCUGGGUGCCGCUGCUAGUGAGAUCAGCCAAGACCCUGCCACCUUGGAGGUUAUCCAGGAGGCCCUCAAAGAAGGACCUGGUGGGGACUCGGAGGACUCGGUGAGAUCUAGUUGGGAUGGGGAUCCGUCAGAAGUAGUCGUAAUACCUGCGGUGCUUGAUGCGGAUGACAUGUCAGUAGCAAGCGGUGGAACGCAGCUUGGAAGAAGAACGUCCGCUGGAAGUCUGAGAAUCAGCUCCACCGAUGACCCGCUGAUGCUGGAUGGCAUUGGAGCUGGGGUGACAGCUAUGACAAGAUCGAAAUCGGCAGAGCAGAUCCAGGGGCAGUCGCCCACCACCCAGCAUGUGUCAGAAGCCCUUCUAGUAGGCUGUCGCAGGAGAUAGGCGGGCGGGUCUCCAGAGAGCUUGAGGGGGAAAUACUCCAAGAACCAGCUGCUGAGGGGGAAUGUGAGGAGAAGGCUAGCCAAGACGGAAGCCAGAGCAGCCAGAGAUCAAGACCCGUCUCACAAACCUCACAGGACAGCAUCAGUACAGACCUGUGACUGAGUCCAGUUUUCCGUUAAUGGAAAAUCUGCUUAGAAACAAAGUGGUAUGUUUCCAUUCUGAAGUUACAAACUCGUACACCGUUCUUCCUUCCAUGAACCUGUUGCAUCCUUGCUUUUUGCUUCUGAUAAUACAAGUACAAUGAUCUGAUUUUCCUUAUGGCAAAGGAGCACUUAACUUCCAAUCAGCAAUCCUCACAUGCCACGCGAGUAUGCUCCAGCAACAGAUACAAAAACGGGAAGGAGAGAUGGAGUUUGUGAAAUCUAAUCUUGCCAUUACAUCUUUCAGACUUUAUUCAGGUGUUUUCCUAAGUGUCAUUUCAACUACAUGACUACUUGUAUCAUUGUAGUUAAGGCAUGGUUGUUUGUACUGUAUAUAAGGCAUGAGUGAAAAAUAAUAGGUAUUUUUACAAACAGGUUGCAUAGUUUCAUGUACAUCUACGUGAAAUUAUUUCUGGCUGAAAGCGUGAGGCACAUGAUUUUGUUGAUUUGCCUCCUGCAAUACUUUUGUGCAAACUUAAUUUUGUAACAAAAUGUCUGGAUGGGGACACUUUGUAAGCCCCGAUUUGGACCAAGAGAGGGCGCAAUUUUCCUAGCAAUGGCUGCUCCUUUGGUCAGAACUGCACUGCGCUGGUUCACAACGACUAUGACAUGUCUGCAUCACGGGUCGGUGUGGGUCGCUACCAACAGAAUGAACACUUCCAACCAAUGUGGCUCUUUUCAACCGAUGAGGUGGUGCCUCUGCUCCAGGUGAAUUUUACCACAACCCAUUACUAGGGUGCGCUUCAUAGCACCAUUCUGCGGCUUACAAAUACAGUGAGAUCACUAGGAACAAGGUUACAGAUGAGUGUCUUCCCCAUAUGAGAAGCAUGACUGUGCAUAUAUAAAGUCGGAUCAUACCACUGCGACUGGCAUGACACCACUAUCCAAACUGGUUACCUCAUCAACUGAACAACACAAAAAAGACUUUACAGUGUAUGUAGCUAAAACAGAAAAUGUUGCAUGAAGUUUAUAUGUACAUGUUAAUGUGAUACAAAUUGGUAGUCAUAAUGUGUAACUGAAGAACUUGAAGUGCAGUGUUUGCAAUGUGUUGUUUUAAGUGCAAAUUUCUAUUAGAAACAGUGUUAUGGUUUUCCUUAGUAUUUUUUGUAAGUAUUUACAUCGUUGUGCUAAAAUAUGUAAACGGUGAUUCAGAAUGUGUACCUUGUGACAAUGUAACAAACAGUCCAAGUUGUUCACAUUUUGUUUGCCAGUUUAAUACUGCAUGCACUAAAAAGACAAGAAUUUGUUGAAGAUUAAAAAGCAGUGCUCCACAGUUGACUCUAGUAGAGUCCACAGAAUCCUGCAAGUCCAUCACAAGUCAUCCAGUCUUAAGCCAGAACACAAACUGUUCAAGUAAACUGUGACAGAAAGCAUUCCUUUGUCGUGGUUCAUCACCCAAGCACUUAUGACUGGUCUUGUGCGAGGACUUGUAAAGGGCCUUUCAGAGGACUUGCGCUGAACUUGAGUGCGACAGUGAUAUACAAUAUCUUCAUGUCUUUGCCAUGCUUGGAUGGAAGAGGGUAGCGUUUACUAUGAUGGUGAGGGCAAGUACAGUUGGCCUAUUAACUUCUGUGAUUCAUCAUUAACCUAUCUACUGACUUCGUUCAGGGCUGUCAACAUGGAGUUGAGGAGAGCAAGAAGAGGCUAUUAUCCCAGGAUAACAACAGAGGAAUGGCCCACAAUAACAGAUAGUUUAUUAGUUAGGGGAAAUUUUUGGUUGGGAGUAUUCUUAAAACCCUUUGGUUAUGCUUAAGCUCAUUGUUUAGGAUUGGCUAUGAUAGAGUAAAAAUUAAAUGAAAGAUAUAUUAUAUUAUUUUUGUGCAUAAAUCUUGUUGCCAGUGAAUUUAAUCACUGGAGAAGACUGCAUGUUACAAGUUAACCGCAAGUUGUGAAAUGGUAUUAGGGAUGUAUUUCGGUCAUAAUAUUUAUAUCGUGGAUGGGUAUGUAUUGCAUUUUUCAUAAGGGCCAAACUUUAACAGUUUGAAGAAAUGACAAUGAAUACACAACAGGCAAUCAUUAUUCCAUGAUCGGAAAAUAGAUCUACGAAUAUGUGGAUAUUGAUUCUAGAUUUUUUUACUUUUAUUUUAGGCAAAAAGAAAGCUAUACAUUUUGCUCUCCGGACUGGUGUUAAUGAAUUAAGUUUCACUUAGCUUCCUUGGGCAACUACAUGUAUCUGUUCCACGUUUUCUCUUGAAUGUUCCAUAAUUUUAUAGCUAAAGCUUCGAUUAAUAUUUGUUUCUACAUUCAGCAUUUAUUUACGAACUCUGAGUAAGCGUUAGUUCGACUCAGUUUACGUCCAGCAGAUUGCAUGUAUUUUGCUCCGCAUGCACGCGCACAAUGUAACAUCAUGAUAAAUAAAAUGUGCAUACUGAAAUAGUAAUAUAUAUAAUCCGCUUAUCCUGUCUAACCAGCCCAUGAUGCAUUGUACAGUACAUGUAGACCGUGGGAAUACUUUUUGAUAGGUAAUGACCUUUAGGCUACGUGUACUCCUCUCGCCGCUGUUUUGGGGACCAGAAGAAAUUUUAUGUCAUUGCACAUGAUUGUUGGCAGUAAAUAAACAAGACGAGUAUGAGAAAGAA